Messenger RNA from Cavia porcellus (domestic guinea pig), 5005 nucleotides. It is a transcript of the gene Cacng2, whose product is annotated as calcium voltage-gated channel auxiliary subunit gamma 2. Gene Ontology annotation, biological process: regulation of AMPA receptor activity; neurotransmitter receptor transport, postsynaptic endosome to lysosome; calcium ion transmembrane transport. The transcript is spliced from 5 exons. The coding region runs from base 627 to 1529 and encodes 300 amino acids. Lineage: Eukaryota; Metazoa; Chordata; Mammalia; Rodentia; Caviidae. Gene Ontology annotation, cellular component: AMPA glutamate receptor complex; voltage-gated calcium channel complex; postsynaptic density membrane. The record is from RefSeq and is a predicted model, not a curated record. Gene Ontology annotation, molecular function: channel regulator activity; voltage-gated calcium channel activity.
GGCGCGCUGCGCCGGGCCAGCGCCGCGAGGGGGGGCGGGCGGCCCAUCCUGCAGCAGGACGCCGGCUCCCUCGACUCGCCGAGCCCUGCGGAUCGGGGGGAGGGAAGCCCGCCUCGAUUCUCCGGGAGAAACCCCUUCCCUCCCCCGCCUCGCCGACAACAAUACGCCGCCGCCGCCGCCGCCGCGCGCGCCCUGCGCAGCCAUGGAAGCCGGGACCCCCGCCGCCGCCGCGCCGCCCGCAGCCGGGGCUCGCAGGAUACCGGGAGGUCGGCUCUGAAGGCGAGCGCCCCGGAGCCCCUCAGGGCAGAGGACCGGCCAAGCCGAGGAUUUCAUGGCGCAGGCCGCAGAGCCGAGCAGGAAGACGAAAGGGUGCAUCUCGGCGCUUCAAACCCCUAACUGUCUGGGUCCCGACCAUGGGAGAUGGUGUUGAGGAUUCGGCUGCUCCCCGGUUCACUGUGGAAGCCAUCUCCAGAUUAGCGAUCACAUAUGGAAACUGGAGACCGGAAUUUUAGGAAAAGAGAUUAAAACAUCUCACUUUUAGGGGGUGGGGGUGUCUUUUUAUUUCCCCCCUCCCCCUUUUUUUAAAACUCACUGCAACCAGAACAGUUUCUGAUCCCAAAAGCCUGAUGACCAUAGCUGUGGGGACCGACUAUUGGCUCUACUCCAGAGGGGUCUGCAAGACGAAAAGUGUCAGUGAAAACGAAACCAGCAAAAAGAAUGAGGAAGUUAUGACCCAUUCUGGAUUAUGGAGAACGUGCUGCCUUGAAGGGAACUUCAAAGGCCUGUGCAAGCAAAUCGAUCACUUCCCAGAGGAUGCAGAUUACGAAGCUGACACAGCAGAAUAUUUCCUCCGGGCCGUGAGGGCCUCGAGCAUCUUCCCCAUCCUGAGCGUGAUUCUGCUGUUCAUGGGCGGCCUCUGCAUCGCGGCCAGCGAGUUCUACAAGACUCGUCACAACAUCAUCCUGAGCGCUGGCAUCUUCUUCGUGUCUGCAGGUCUGAGUAACAUCAUUGGGAUCAUCGUGUACAUAUCUGCCAACGCAGGAGACCCCUCGAAGAGUGACUCGAAAAAGAACAGUUACUCCUACGGCUGGUCCUUCUACUUCGGGGCCCUGUCCUUCAUCAUCGCUGAGAUGGUCGGGGUGCUGGCCGUGCAUAUGUUCAUAGACCGGCACAAACAGCUGCGGGCCACGGCCCGCGCCACGGACUACCUCCAGGCCUCGGCCAUCACCCGCAUCCCCAGCUACCGCUAUCGUUACCAGCGCCGCAGCCGCUCCAGCUCGCGCUCCACCGAGCCCUCUCACUCAAGGGACGCCUCGCCCGUGGGCAUCAAGGGCUUCAACACCCUGCCGUCCACCGAGAUCUCCAUGUACACGCUCAGCAGGGACCCCCUGAAGGCUGCCACCACGCCCACCGCCACCUACAACUCCGACAGGGACAACAGCUUCCUCCAGGUCCACAACUGUAUCCAGAAGGAGAACAAGGACUCUCUCCACUCCAACACAGCCAACCGCCGGACCACGCCCGUAUGAAGACCGCCCCGGGGGGCUGGUGGCUGGUGGCCCCGGCGCCAGUGGGAGGGACCCUGGGCAUGGCAGGAGGCGUGGCCCACGGGCAGGGACAGGGCUGCCCACGGGAGACCUUCCCAAAGCAAAAAACACACACACAGACACACACACAAAAACACAAAAAACAAAAAAAGAGAAAAACGUAACAAGUAAAUUAAAAAAAAUAAAAAUAAAAACAAAAUAUAAGAGGAACAAACAUGUAAACAACAGGCAAUGUGGAAAAAUAUAAACGAAGGGAGACAAACUUUAAAACGAAGCAAAAGGGAUUAAAAAAUUAACAAUAGAAAAUAAAUCUAAAAGAAAAUGCAUGACUUCCCAUGUACCAUUAUUUUAACAUUUAAUAAAAACCAAUUUAAAUGAAAACCAUAAAAGGGAACCAAGAUAAUAUUAAAACAAAAAGAAAAAAAAAAGAAAAAAAAUACGAAAAGGAACGGAAAGGGAGAGGGGUGCCCUUUGCUUUUAAUUAGGGUUUUAUGUUACCUUUUUGUUUGUUCACUUGGUUGUUUAAUUGUGGGGAAAGUUUAAAAACUAACAGUAUUAAAGCAUUCUGUUCCCUUUAACCCAGUGAGCCCCGCCUCUCUGGGGGGUGGGGGUGGAGGCAGGAGCCUGUGUCACUGCCAGGCCCCUGGGACCCCUGGGAGGCCCCCCAGCCGGCUCCCCCCAGUACUGAGGCACCUGUAGGCCUCCGGGUGGCCUGGGUCCUCGGUCCCUCCUGUCCGUUCGGUGCCUGGAGGGUACACGUGGGGCUCCCCGCCCCUGGUUCCCAGUCCUUAAUGGUCCUAACCCACUGUGAUGACUUCCUAGGCCUUGAGGAAAGGGAGGGGGAAGGGAUGGCUGCCGUGGGCUUACAGAGAUGCCGGACACCCCGGAAUCCUCAGGGUGAGCCUUUGGGGGUCACCAUCCCCAAGCUCCUGUCCUUGGGGUCAGGAGACACCCACCCCUCCCUGGGAGAGGGACUGUAAAGGGGCUCUCCCUCCUCACCCCUCACCACAGGGCCACCUGAUGACCCUGGGGUGAUGGUGGACCCCCAGACUCAUAGGCCCCCCAGUCCUCCUGGGACAGGGGCUCUUUGACCCUUUGGGGGUCGUUGGAUUCACUGACGCCCCUCUCUGGGCCCAGGAUCCAACAAUGACGUUGCAAAAAGGUUUCUUUUUACAAAAGAAAAAGGAAAACAAGUGGUGAUUUUUUUUUAAUAAAAAAACCACAGAUUAUAAAUAAAUGUAAAUAUAUAAUAAGUGGAUUUACUUGCAAGAAAAUCAGAUAGUAUUUUUCUUUUAAUUCUUUUCCAGCUUUAAACUGUGAAAAAAAAACACAAAACAAUAGGGUGGGGUGGGGGGGCUUUAAAAUUUAGCAGGGAACUUGUAAAGACAAAACAGAAAACAAAUAUACAAAUCCAUUUAAAACCAAACAAGACAGAUGGAGAGAGGCGAGCUGGGCUUCGAGCCAGAGGAAGAGGAAUAGGCCCCAGCCAGCUGCAGGGAGCCUUCUAGAAAGAUCGCUUCCUUCUACCCAGAAGGUGCUGCUGAUGUGGGGAGAGGAGACCACACGACACCCACAGCCACAUGCCGUCCACGCAGCCCAGCGCUGUGACAGCUCCAGGGACGACCCCGCUGUACUACCCACCCCACGCCCUGCCGGGUGCCCAGCUCAGAAAAACCGACUCCUGCCAUCCAGAGCCACGGGCACCAGCACCACAAGGCCACCCCAGCCUUUAUGGCCCAUGUGCCCCUCCCCACAACACCGCUAUACACACGCACGUGCACACACACACACGCAGACCAAGCUCACCCGCAUGGCGAGGGCACCGGCUGGAGCCCAGGCCUGGAUUCUGCAUUUCCUCACUGUGUGGCCUCCCUGGGCCUCCAUGUCCCCCCGGGUACAUGUACAGGCUGACCCAGAUGUGCCCUCUGAAGGACCGGUCUUGUUCUAAAAUCUGCCACCUGCACAGGGAAAAAUGCCCGGGAUGACCGAAUCAGUUGCCACCGAGCUCCCGUGACAUGGAGAACAAUUCCAAAUCACCGGUUGGCCUCCCCACCCCUCCCCCAUGCACAGACACAUACACACGCACACAUACAUGUGCACACACACACAUCUCCCACAUGGCUCCUCACUGUGCUCCCCAGCCCCUGACCCCACAUUCAGUGUCAAAGCAAAAAUACACACACGUGAGCUAAUGUUUCCUGCCAUUCAGACACAGAGGGCAAAGACGCAGAGGUCCCCAAAGCCACUCUUCAUGUGUGUCUCCUUUCUCUAAUGCCAUGGCCCCAUCACAGAAUGAAGGAGGCUCCCCAGGACCCUCCAGAGCCUUUUGGCUGGGGAGGUGGGGAGGUGUCAAAAAAAAAGAUCCUUCAAAAUUUUCAAGAAAGGCUCCUCUCUCUUUCUCUCUCUGUCUCUCUCUCUCUCUCUCUCUCUCUCUCUCUCUGGAGCUCAGAAUUAAAGUUUUCAAGGAAAGCUUCUCUCUCUCUCUCUCUCUCUCUCUCUCUCUCUCUUUCUGGAGCUCAGAAUUUUAGCUGUGCAUAGUCCUAGGGGAGCACCUGCUCCCCAAAGUUAAACUACAGCAAGGAGCACACUGGAUUCUCCCCUUUCUUCUCCAGAGUGACCAGGACCAGUUCAGACUAAAAACUCCCAGCUAGAAAUUUCCCACCAGCUUGCAUAUGAUCCAGUCCCAGCCGACGAGGCCACAUCACCCGCAGCCGCUUAUCUCCCUGGGUUUGCCACCAUCCACCCCUGGCCCGUCCUGAGUUUUCCCAAGCUGAGCUUUCUGGGGCUCCAAAGGGUGGCUGGCAAGGCUGCUUGAACAUGUGCACUGUGUCGUCUUCAGGAGAGGGAAGCUGUCUCCCCAGGCUAGCAGGAGCCACACAGCUCAGGCCCAGACGUGCAGGGGAGGCCACAGGGCCCAGGGCUCAGAGGUGGGGCUGGUGAAGCCGUGGUGGUCACCGAGACUGGUCAUCUCUCUGACUGGGCAGAAAUGACCAGCUCUCCCCAACCACCAGCUGCACCCCAUCACCACCCCCAGACACCAAACCAGGUGGAGGCCUAGUAAGAAGGGAAAAGCCGGAGCAGAAGCCUGUUUGCUUGUCCCACAGGAAGGCUGGUCUUGUUCUGGGGCUCUGACAUUUGGACCUGGCUGGGAGGCCUGGGGCCUGAGUCCACUUAGAGAAGACCAGGGGGCGUGGGUGACACCAGCGUGACAAGGAAAGGACAAGGGGGCCAGGAGGAAGAAGCUGGGAUGUGCCUGCUGGGGCACUGCCCUUCAGGGUAGACGACUGCUCGUGUCCAGCUCCAAUCAGUUCAAGAAAUCAACCUCCAUUUUAUUUUCUUGGUGGUUCCUUUAUUUUUUUUUCAGACUGUUACAGAAAAAAUUUUAAAAAGCAGAAAACAAAACAAAAAAUACAAAACAAAAAAAAUCCUGGUACAUGAAAUAAAGAUUUUUUUUUAUA